GUGCGGCACUCUUUCUAUUAUAUUUUUGUGUCAAGCUUUUGUGUCAAUCUAUGAUAAAGGAAGCAUGUAUUUGAUGUUGCAGAAGUAAGGUGGCACUGGGGGCAUAGAAGAAGCAAUCCAUGGUUAGUUCUCCUCCCCUUCUGGUCAUGUACUUUUUGCUAAGGUGUUGUGCAAGGUAUUACUGAAACUACUGGUUUCCUGCAGCAUUCUGUACUCUCUGCAUCUUCAUUAUCAAGGUAGGCCCUAUCCAUGGUGCAAUUGAAACCCCCACAACGAAGGAAGGGUUAUUGGCUUUGCAUGGGCAUUCAGCCAGAACAGACCAAGGAAUCAGUAAAAGAAGAUAAUUAUGUAUAAGGUAAAAAUUGGUAAAUCAAUUUUAGAUGUGAAAAAGGGGGACAUAACUAAGGAAACUGCAGAUGCCAUAGUAAACCUGAAUAAUAAAAGACUGGACUAUGACUCUGGCAUAUCAAAAACCAUUCUGGCAGCUGCAGGGGACAGCAUUAGGGAAGAAUGUAUUCGCUCAGGCAAACAGCCUCAUGGUGAUGUUGUUGUAACGGGGGCUGGAAAUCUGAGAUACCACAGGAUAAUCCAUCUGAUUGACGCUGUAAAUACAGUUAAGAUUGUGGCCGGAGUCAAGGAGGUGCUAAAGGCAUGUGACCAACAUAACCUACGAUCUGUCACUUUUCCUGCAAUAGGAACAGGAAAAGCAGCAAUUGGUGCAAAGAAUUCCCUUGAAUGCAUUCUCACCGGCAUCGAAGAAUACGCGUUAGGCACAGCCACAAGCUGCAUCUCACAAAUUCAUAUUAUUGCUUAUAAGGAGAACAUCUAUCAAGAAUAUGAAGUAAAUUUAUACUUACCGUAA
Molecule: messenger RNA, 862 nt
Organism: Xenopus tropicalis (tropical clawed frog)
Lineage: Eukaryota; Metazoa; Chordata; Amphibia; Anura; Pipidae
Product: protein mono-ADP-ribosyltransferase PARP14-like
Exons: 5
Coding region: 347-862 (171 amino acids)
Cellular component (GO): nucleus
Source: RefSeq, a predicted model, not a curated record